This is a messenger RNA of Gloeophyllum trabeum ATCC 11539, 1680 nucleotides long. RefSeq lists its product as uncharacterized. NCBI's taxonomy places the organism in Eukaryota, Fungi, Basidiomycota, Agaricomycetes, Gloeophyllales, Gloeophyllaceae. The coding region runs from base 1 to 1680 and encodes 559 amino acids. The transcript is spliced from 11 exons. Gene Ontology annotation, molecular function: ferric-chelate reductase activity. Gene Ontology annotation, biological process: intracellular iron ion homeostasis; iron ion transport; copper ion import. The record is from RefSeq and is a predicted model, not a curated record. Gene Ontology annotation, cellular component: plasma membrane.
AUGCCAGGAGCAAAAGUGACAGACAAGACCAUUCGGGUCGCCCUGGCCAAGGUGUACCCAAAGGAAAUCUGGUAUUUCCUUGCCAGCUUCAUCAUCUUCCUCUCCCUGGUCCACUUUGCUUCACUGCUCCUGGCGAGACUGACCCGACGGCCGGCCCCGUCCUCACUAACCUCGGUCGUCGAUCCCGAAGGCGGCACCACCGAUCUUGAGGGCGUCAAGUUCGACUGGUCAUUCUACAGCAAUCGGGCUGGUACCCUGGCUGCGAGCCAAUUUCCGCUCAUUACCGUCUUGGGUACAAAGAAUAAUGUCCUUACUCUACUAACUGGCAUAAGCUACGAGAAGAUGAACAACCUCCAUCGCAUGUCUGCUCGUGUCCUACUCGUACUCCUCUGGCUUCAUGCCGGUUCCAAGGUAAGCGUCGCAUUGUCAUGUCUUCCCCCGAUCAUCGCACUCAUUUACCCACCAACAAACAUUCCCUGCAGUAUCACCCCGGACGAGAUUGGCACCACCUGGCUCAAUCUGGGUUAUGUGUCCGUGUUUGCGUUCAGCGCCCUGGUCUUGGUCUCUCUCCGCCCAGUCCGUGCUGUAGCAUACGAGUUCUUCUUCUACAUGCACUUUAUACUGGCUUUCUUGAUCCUGCUUGGCGCUUACUACCACACCGUCAACUUCAACUUCCAGCAAUACGUCUGGCCAUCCUUCCUCGUAUGGGGCCUUGACCGCUUCAUCCGCCUCAUCCGAGUCGUAGUUUUCAAACUCUCCCCGCACCUCUCAUCCGCCUCCGACCCCUCAGUCACCGCCCGCGCAGACCUCCUCGCGCCCGACCUCGUUCGGCUGCGCGUCCCGCGCCCGCCGGGCUUCUCCUGGUCCCCGGGGCAGCUCUCCUACAUCAUCAUGCCGGGCGUGUCGCGCCUGCCCUUCGAGGCGCACCCGUUCUCCAUCGCGAGCGUGCAUGACGGCGCGAUGGACGGCGGCAACGGGGAGAAGGGCGGCGAGCACUGGAAGGAGGUGGUGUUCUUGAUUAAUGCCCAGAGCGGGUUCACGAAGCGCCUGGCGCAUGCUGCGCAGAGCGGCGAGGCGAAGGUGAAUGUGUUGUUGGACGGGCCGUAUGGGUGCUCGCCGGAUCUGGACGGCUCGGAUACGGUUGUUCUCGUUGCGGGUGGAACGGGCAUCUCUUACACGCUGCCUCUGCUUCUGUCCGUUGCGAAGAAAGGGCGGGCCCGGAGGGUCCUUUUCAUCUGGUCCAUCCGAGACUCGAGUCACCUGCGCUGGGUCUCCCCCGCCAUCAUCAAAGCGCUCUCCUUGGCGCCCGCGAGCAUGUCCAUCUCCGUCUCGAUCCACAUCACGCGCCUGGGCAUCGAGUCCCCGCCCAACCCGCUCGACAUCGGCAGUUCACCCAUGGCGCGGUCCGAGGAGUCGCUCGACACGCGCGCAGAGAAGACAGUCGACCUCCUGCACCUGCGCGCUGUGCAGGUGUCGUACGGCCGGCCGGACUUCCAGAGACUCGUGCACACCGAGUUGGAGGGCGCCGAGGGGCAUACCAGCGUUUGCGUGUGUGGAAGCCAGAGCAUCGCGAAGAAUGUGAGGUCCUCACUGAGGGUUAACCCGUUCGCCGGACCGAAUAGCGUCCUGAAGGGUGCGCCGAGCGUAACGCUGCACGUUGAGGCGUUCGGCUACGCGUGA